Molecule: messenger RNA, 1489 nt
Organism: Filobasidium floriforme
Lineage: Eukaryota; Fungi; Basidiomycota; Tremellomycetes; Filobasidiales; Filobasidiaceae
Product: putative pseudouridylate synthase 4
Exons: 4
Coding region: 185-1417 (410 amino acids)
Biological process (GO): mRNA pseudouridine synthesis; tRNA modification
Cellular component (GO): mitochondrion
Molecular function (GO): RNA binding; pseudouridine synthase activity
Source: RefSeq, a predicted model, not a curated record
CCAAAGUUUCGAAAGUCGACGAAAGUUCAAAGGCUCCGACCUCUCAGGACAUCAUCACAUAUCGACAACAUCGCUUUGAAAGACAAGCCAAUCAACUCUAUAGCUCCUGCCUCGAGCCAACUACACUGUCCCCAUCAUAAACUCGGUCCUCCCACGUCACCUCGUCGCCAGCGUCCUCGGCAAGAUGCCUAAAGCACCCAAAGUCCCUCAAUUCCCGCUCAACGGGUUGGUCGGGAUCGAGAAACCUUCAGGGCCGACGUCGAUGAGCAUCAUCGAUAGCAUCAAACCGCUCCUCUGUGAAUCGAAAUUCUUCCUCCCGCCGAAUACCAACAAUCACACCAGGGCUGAUGCUAAAAAGAUGAUGAAACGCAAGGGAGGGCUCAAGGUCGGGCAAGGGGGGACCCUGGAUCCGUUGGCCGAUGGGGUGUUGGUUCUGGGGAUCGGGAGGGGUACCAAGCAUCUGGGCCAGUUUUUGGAGUGUACCAAGUCUUAUACGACCGUCGGACUUUUGGGAUCUUGCACGACCUCGUUCGACUCGGAAGGAGAGAUCAUCUCGACGGCUCCUUAUGCUCAUGUCACCCGGGAAACGAUCGAAGGCGUGUUGGACAGGUUUAGGGGAAAUAUUUAUCAGAUGCCACCGAUCUACUCGGCAUUGAAGAUGGACGGGAAACCUUUGUAUGAAUACGCCAGGGAGAACAAACCUCUUCCCCGAGCGAUCGAUCCGAGGGCGGUGACCGUCUCCGAGCUCGUACUGGAAGAGUUCACACCCGCUCAAGUCGUCGAGGGGGACGGUGGACAUACGUAUAACCCGCCCGUCAAGCAUCUCAGCGAGGAAGAGGUCGCUACUUACCGCAAGCUGACCGAGUUGACCAAGACGGCGGCGAGUGGUCAGGCGGAGGGGUUGAUGGAUAUCCCCGCUGCUGAUGCCGAAGUCAAGGCAAAGGAGGACGCUCAACAUGGCUCAUCGACCGUGACCCAGGUCAAACCUCCUACAUUCAAACUCCGCAUGACCGUCAGUUCGGGAACUUAUGUCCGCUCGAUCGUACACGAUAUCGGACUCGCCAUCGGCUCUGCAGCACACGUCGUCAAGCUCACUCGAACCCGUCAAGGGCAAUUCACCCUCGAGCCCGAGUCUACGGAAGCGACGCGGGAAGAAGACUUUUUCGUCUACGACGAGGACGGUCCGGACAAGUUUGAUUUCGGCGAACGUAAAGGCGGGGUCAUCUCGUGGGACGUCAUGGAGAGGGCGAUCAAACAGCGCAAAGCCGAGAUCGAGGAGGAACACGAGAACGAGCAAAAGAUCGCUCAGGGCGAUGUCGAUGAGGAGGAGCUGUUGGCGAGCAAGCCGGAUAAUGGGAAAUGGCGACCGAAAGAGUGGGAGCGAGAGUUUUUCGCGAGGUUCGUCUCGAAGGAUUAGACUUGGGACGAUGCGGGGGUGUAUGAGAUGUAAUCAAGACCAGGCGGAAAUACAAUGCGAUGAAAGCACAGU